Molecule: messenger RNA, 1037 nt
Organism: Cornus florida
Lineage: Eukaryota; Viridiplantae; Streptophyta; Magnoliopsida; Cornales; Cornaceae
Product: ethylene-responsive transcription factor 4-like
Exons: 1
Coding region: 214-858 (214 amino acids)
Biological process (GO): regulation of DNA-templated transcription
Molecular function (GO): DNA binding; DNA-binding transcription factor activity
Source: RefSeq, a predicted model, not a curated record
GCUCUUGCACCAGUCAAAUCCCUUGUUGACUGCGUCCCUUCUCUCUCUCCUUCCUUCUCUCUCUCUAAAAGUAUCACCCUACCCUUUUUGUGUAUUCAAGUCUCACCUCUCUUCUAUAAAUUCCCUUCACCUCUAUUUGCCCACUCACUCCAACCCAGUCGGUGGUCAUAACACAAACAUAUUCUCCUAUAUUGAUUAUUGAGAUCAUCAAGAAUGGCUAUGAAGGAAAAGGUUAAAGCAAAGAGUAGUGGAGUUAAGGAGGUGCAUUACAGAGGAGUGAGAAAGAGGCCAUGGGGGCGAUACGCCGCCGAGAUCAGAGAUCCCGGAAGGAAGAGCCGGGUCUGGUUGGGGACCUUCGACACGGCCGAAGAGGCGGCGAGAGCCUACGACGCCGCCGCCAGGGAAUUCCGAGGCACCAAAGCCAAGACCAACUUCCCUCUGGCUUCGGAGGUAGUCGCAGCAGACAAGAGUCCGAGCCAGAGCAGCACGGUGGAGUCUUCGAGCGGAGAUGGGAUUUCUCACGCGCCGCCUGAACUGGACCUCACGCGCCGCCUUGGUGAAGGUGGCGGUGGCUGUGGCAAUGGGUGUGUUUCUUUUUAUCCGAUCUAUCACCACCUGCCGAGUCUAGCAGUUGUACCCCACGCGCAACCUGUGAGGUUCUACGAAGGGCUUGUACGGCUAGGGGCGGCGGAGCAGAAACAGGCGUUCCGGUUUGAAACGGCGGUUACUGAUUUCAAUGGCGGGGUACAGAGUGAGUCGGACUCGUCCUCUGAAGUUGAUUGUAACCAAUUUGCUAAUAGUCGUACAAAAAGAGUUCUCCAUCUUGAUCUUAACCUGCCCCCACCUAUGGAAGCUUAAUGAAAUUGAUGAGAGAGAGAGGAUUAACAGUUGAUAUGCACAUAUGUUGAAGGACCUUUAUUUUUGCAACCAAUAACUAUAAUUUCUUCUUGAGGUUGUUAAGCUGGAGAGGAUCUUGUCCACUGUAUUUUCUCAACUCAUUAAUGAUUAGUAUCUCAAUUCAAUUGAUACAAAUUAAA